GCAUCGCGUGAUUACUUCCUCGUCUCGUCUUCUUCCUCCAUCGCAUCUGCUCCAUCUGCUCCGUUGCCGUAUCCUAAUCUACACCACCCGAAGCCUUCUUCCCGCCAUGGGGACUGGCGCCUCGAAGAACUCCGACUGCUCCCAUGGAGGCCGCGAGGGGCAGCUCUACGUCGCCCUCAAGAUGGAAAAUUUUAACGUCCGAGGAGACCUCAUCCCUCACGUCUACGGCUCCGUCCCCAUCACCGGCUCCUGGGACUCCGCCAAAGCCCUCUCGAUGGCGCGGGAAUCGGCCUCGUCGUGGGAACUCAGCUUCGUCGUGCCUCAUAAUCAUGAGACGCUAGAUUUCAAGUUCUUGUUGAAGCCCAAGUUUAGCUCAGGGCCGUGCGUGGUGGAGGAGGGGAAGAGCCGGCUUCUCACAGGAGGGUCGCUGGAGGAGGGGGAUUCCAGGCCGGCACUGUUCAAGGUUAGCGGUGAUGAGGAGGUGCUCGAGUUUAGGGUGUUCAUCAAAGUCGACAUUUUGUCCCCGUUUGAUCUUGCUGCAAGCUGGAGAUCUUAUCAGGAAAAUAUUGAACCGUCAAGAGUUCGUGGGAUUCCAGAUGUCAGUAUAAAUGUGGCGUCUGAGAUGGGUGUGGAGAAUGGUUCACCCUCUACCUUGGAGCUUGAUUUAGAACACUAUGUUGUUCCAGCACCAUCUCCCAUUACUGGUGCUGUUUAUGCAGCUAACUUGGCAGCGACACCAAGAUCAUUAUCUAGUAGGAAUUUCUCCAAAUAUGAUGCCUCAACCGGUGGUUCAUAUGGCUUAAGUAAAGCUGGUGGCUAUUCUAACAGUUGCAAGGACAUGGAUAACUUUGUCGCAGAUCCUCCUAAACUUCUUCAAGUUCCUGGUAUGGUAGAAUCAAAGUCAGUGGACACAUUCUCACCAGUGCCAAAGCAAGAUGGUCAGCUAGGACUCUUUGUAGAUAGGGGUGUUGGAUCUCCUAGACUUGUUAAAUCAGCUAGUGCAGGCACAUUCACAUUUGAUCUCAAGUUGGACAGUGAAACAAAGGGAAUGCCAGCAGCUGCCGGAGCAGUUGCAGCUGCAGCUGUAGCUGAUCAAAUGCUUGGACCCAAGGAGGAUAGUAGGUUGGCCAUUGUUCUGGUUGGUUUGCCAGCCCGAGGAAAGACCUUCACGGCAGCCAAGCUAACUAGGUAUUUGAGAUGGCUAGGUCAUGAAACAAAACAUUUCAAUGUUGGGAAGUAUCGCCGUCUUAAGCUUGGGACAAAUCAGUCAGCUGAUUUUUUUCGUGGGGACAAUCCAGAAGGUAUGGAAGCUCGCAAUGAGGUGGCAGCUUUGGCUAUGGAUGAUAUGAUAGCGUGGAUGCAGGAGGGAGGUCAGGUUGGUAUUUUUGAUGCCACAAAUUGCAGCAGAAAUCGUAGGAACAUGCUGAUGAAAAUGUCUGAAGGAAAAUGCAAGAUCAUAUUCCUGGAAACAAUAUGCAAUGAUGAGCGCAUAAUAGAAAGAAAUAUACGCUUGAAAAUUCAACAAAGCCCUGAUUAUGCAGAAGAACCAGAUUUUGAAGCUGGAAUGAGAGAUUUUAAAGAGCGCUUAGCCAAUUAUGAAAAGGUUUAUGAGCCUGUGGAAGAGGGUUCUUAUAUCAAAAUGAUUGACAUGACCAGUGGACAAGGUGGGCAGAUACAAGUUAACAAUAUUGGUGGUUAUCUUCCUGGAAGAAUAGUCUUCUUCUUGGUGAACACCCAUCUCACACCCCGGCCUAUUUUGCUCACUCGGCAUGGAGAAAGCCGAAGCAAUGUUAGAGGAAGAAUUGGAGGUGAUGCGGUUUUGAGUGAAGCUGGGGAACUUUAUGCAAAGAAACUUGCGAACUUUGUUGAGAAGAGACUGAAAUCUGAGAGGACAGCUUCUAUAUGGACUAGCACACUCCAAAGAACAAUUUUAACAGCAAGCCCAAUUGUUGGUUUCCCAAAGAUACAAUGGCGGGCUCUUGAAGAGAUUAAUGCUGGAGUAUGUGAUGGAAUGACUUACGAAGAAAUAAAGAAAAACAUGCCUGAGGAAUAUGAAUCGCGUAAGAAGGACAAGCUUAGAUAUCGAUACCCUCGUGGAGAAUCAUACUUGGAUGUCAUUCAAAGAUUGGAACCUGUAAUUAUUGAGCUUGAAAGACAGCGUGCGCCUGUUGUGGUCAUUUCUCAUCAGGCAGUGUUGAGAGCAUUGUACGCAUAUUUUGCUGAUAGACCAUUGAAAGAAGUUCCUCAUAUUGAGGUUCCACUCCACACAAUCAUUGAGAUACAGAUGGGUGUCACAGGUGUUCAAGAAAAAAGAUACAAGCUCAUGGAUUAAUUCAUUUCCAUGGUGGUGUUAGCAAAGAAACAGAUUCAAAAGGUCAUUUAAUGUAGCCUCUGUUGCUGUUUGAACUGAUGAAUAAUACUGAUGCCAACUUGUGGGGAUUGGAACUAAAAUUCUAAAAGCUCAGGCUCUGGACAUGGCUGUGUGAUGAGUAAAACCUGGGAUGCCUACCAAGAAAUAAGAAUUGCUCAACCAUCUGUGAUGAGUGAAAGCUCAGGCUCUGAAGAAUGUGUGCUUAAUUUUUUUUUAUUCAAAGUGCAUAUUUAAGUUCAUGUCUUGGCACAUGAAGCAUUCUACUUGCUUCGU
This is a messenger RNA of Zingiber officinale, 2644 nucleotides long. RefSeq names its product 6-phosphofructo-2-kinase/fructose-2,6-bisphosphatase-like. The transcript has 24 exons. Gene Ontology annotation, cellular component: cytosol. The record is from RefSeq and is a predicted model, not a curated record. Lineage: Eukaryota; Viridiplantae; Streptophyta; Magnoliopsida; Zingiberales; Zingiberaceae. Gene Ontology annotation, biological process: fructose metabolic process; fructose 2,6-bisphosphate metabolic process. Gene Ontology annotation, molecular function: starch binding; ATP binding; fructose-2,6-bisphosphate 2-phosphatase activity. The coding region runs from base 107 to 2332 and encodes 741 amino acids.